UUACUGAGAUUUUUUCUCUCUCUCUCUUCAUUAAACACUCGCACUCGUCUUUCGCACGGAUUCUUCUCAGAGGAAGACAAUACAACCCUGUCUGGAACCGCAGAGGAUCAUUACACGGUAUAAAAAGGCGAUGUUUUAAGUAAUCUGAUAUAAAACACUGGACACUUCCCUCGUUUCAGAAAGACACGUGACUCAGGGACAAAAAUUAGUUCUCGCGUGUGUCGAGCAGCGUAUCCCUCCGCUACCGGUGGGAAAAAUCCGUGUCAAAUCGACAAAUUAGACAACGUGUUUUGAAUCUAAUCGCGUAUGUGUGGUGUUUUACAAAAGUAUUAACAGUGGCGGUGAUUUUUUUUUGUACUAUAACUAUCGCAAACGCUGUCGCUCAGGGAACUAUUUUGUGCCGCGAAGCACUAUUUUGCCUGAGCAUACCCCUUUUCUUAUUGGAAGCCAUGAUGGAAGUUUAGCAGCAGGAGAGUUUAGCAGCGGAGGAGCGAGGAAAAGGAAAAGCGGGGAAUCUUCUGCAAACAGCUCCUUCUUUAGAAGAUAUAACCGAGGAGGUUUUUUAAUCGUAUGGUGGAGGCUGUCAAACUUCUCUUUAUGCAUUGGAAUACUGUCAGUGGCGUGGAUGGUUGAUUUUUGAUGCAUUUUUACCUAUUUUUUUAAGAUGUACGUACCAGCUAACUCGCUAGCUAGCCAGCUAGCCGCUCGUUAGAGCCACACGGAGCCGCUUGCCUGCUGCCUGCCUGCCGCCGCCGCCGCUACUCCUGCUGCUGCUGCUGCUGCUCACAUUCUGCUUUAGAAACGUCGGAGAGGAUUUUCUCUCCGCAUUUCGGGCACAAUCACGGCGACUGCGGCGGAUUCAGAGACUUGGCGUGCUUCGGAAACCUCUCUCUGCGAGACCUGGAGACGCGUGUACCGUCGUAGCUGGAGGAUUUCUGGCCGUGUCAGUGUGGAUUUGGGCGGCCGGGCCUGCUGUAGGCCCUCCUUCUGUAUGAGCGAGCAGCAGCAGCAGAAGCAGCAGCCAACACACGGCCGCUAGCUAGCAGGUGAAGCUAAAGCUAGCGCAUCCGAAAGGACUGCGAAAAAAGCCCGAAGAGUUUCAAAUAAAGCCUUAACGACGGCAUUUCACCCGGAGGCCACGAUACUCUCGAUUACUUUAAAAACCCUAAAGACUCCUUUCACAGCUAUGGCUACGAUCAUACAGAAGAUGGUCAGCCGAAACAAAAGGAGAUACCAGGAGGAUGGGUUUGAUUUGGACUUGACGUAUAUUUAUCCCAACAUAAUUGCUAUGGGCUUUCCUGCUGAGAAAUUGGAGGGGGUGUACAGAAACAACAUAGACGACGUUGUACGGUUUCUGGAUUCCAAGCAUAAAAAUCAUUACAAGAUAUAUAAUCUAUGUGCAGAGAGACAUUAUGAUGCUGCCAAAUUUAAUUGCAGAGUUGCACAAUACCCGUUUGAAGAUCAUAAUCCUCCACAGUUGGAGCUCAUCAAACCGUUCUGUGAAGACUUGGAUAAGUGGCUCAGUGAAAAUGACAAUCAUGUGGCUGCCAUUCAUUGUAAAGCUGGAAAGGGCCGGACGGGUGUAAUGAUCUGCGCAUACUUAUUACACCGAGGCAAGUUUGGAAAAGCAAAAGAGGCUCUGGACUUCUACGGCGAGGUCAGGACCAGAGACAAGAAGGGAGUGACCAUCCCCAGUCAGAGGCGAUACGUCUACUACUACAGCUAUCUUCUGAAGAACCAGCUUGAGUACAAACCGGUGGCAUUGCUCUUUCACAAGAUGAUGUUUGAGACGGUGCCCAUGUUCAGUGGCGGGACCUGCAAUCCACAAUUUGUGGUGUACCAGCUGAAGGUGAAGAUCCACACGUCAAACCCAGCACACACGCGGCGUGAGGAAAAGUACAUGCACUUUGAGUUUCCCCAACCACUGCCUGUGUGCGGAGACAUCAAAGUGGAAUUCUUCCACAAACAGAACAUGAUGAAGAAAAAGGACAAGAUGUUUCACUUUUGGGUGAACACGUUCUUCAUCCCUGGACCAGAGGAGAACUUGGAGAAAGUAGAAAACGGGAGUUUACUGAAGGAUCUGGAUGGGAUCCAGAGCACAGAGAGGGGGGAGAAUGACAAGGAUUAUCUAAUCCUGGUUUUAACAAAGAAUGACCUAGACAAGGCCAACAAAGACAAAGCCAACAGAUUAUUUUCCCCAAACUUCAAGGUGAAGCUAUAUUUCACAAAAACAGUGGAGGAACCAUCCAACUCAGAGGCCAGCACUUCAGCGUGUGUAACCCCGGACGUUAGUGACAAUGAACCGGACCAUUAUCGAUACUCUGACACAACGGACUCAGACCCAGAAAACGAACAGCUGGAUGAUGAUCAACACACGCAGAUAACGAAAGUUUGAACUUAUUUUGUUUAUGGGAAGACAAAAAAAAAGAAUCUUUACAUAAACCAGAGUUGUAAAAAGGAGAAAACUUGAAUAUGAACUGAAAGCAAGUCCUUUUUUUCUUUUUGCCUCUCCGAAACAGAAGUACAUAAGUGGGACAUUUCUCAUGUAAGAUGCCUCCGUUUUAGGGACACUAUUUCUGACCAAUUAGCUUUUCUUUUUUUUCUUUCUUUUUUUUUUCCUCCCCCCCCUUUUCUUUGCUUGCCCCUUUUAAUGACAAAGUUGUUGACACCUCCAUAGUUGGGAGCAGGGAGAGGGGGUGAAGUGUGCUGCUGCAUCUCCUGUUCAUAACAAGGCCAGUGCUAAAGUCCGUGUCCAUCCUCUAGUGCACGAUCGUCCAUCCAUCAGGCCUUCUGUUUUACCUACUGUGAAGCUUCCUGUGCUGUCUGCAGACUAACCCAACCCCUUUAAAAAAAAAAAAAAAAAGAUAAUAGUGCAGUGCAAACAUUCAUAGUCUGCUAGCAUCAUUGCCACUAACAUAGUAAUAAUUAUUCUUCUGCAUAUUAGGCUAUAUAGCAUUUUUAACUGCCCCCUCUCUCCUACCCUUGUCUGUUAACCGCAAAUGCAGCAGUAACCCCAUUAUUCUGUCAGUGGUGUGAUUGUUUUUAUGUUCAAUUUACCACAGCAGGGAAACCAGUGUUGCAAUAAUGUUGACACACCUAGUGGACAAAGGUUUGCAUGCUAAUUGAAUUAGUAUCCAUGUUGCUAAAUGUUAUCCAGUUUUAUUUUUCCUCCCUUCAUAUGCGACGUUUCUGCUGCCAUCAAGGUUCGGUUUAUAUUUAGUUACAAACUGAUGCCCCAUGUCAUUCUAUCACCACUUGUAUUAGUAUUAAUUGUUAAGCCAUUAGUGGCAUUUAUAUUUUAUAUCUCACGUGGGUUUUUUUCCCUAUUAAAAAUGCUAAUGUGUAAUUAAUCAGCUGGCACCGAGCAGAUCUCCUUCAGUUCUUGUUUUAAACUCCGUCAGUCAGUCAGGCUUAACAAUAUGGGACUCGUCUUGAGGUUUCUGCGUUGACCACAGUGGGUCGGAUCACAUGCUAGUCGACGUGUUCGACACGCUCGAGCUUGUGUGCUCGACAGUCUGCGUGUGGUGAGCGAUUUCUUAUUGUGGCCAGGCUGUGUGGAGAAAUACCUGCUGAACGCUGUGUGUGAGAGAAAGAGACUUGAAUGUAAAGCUCGUGUUCCCCUAAGUGCUAUAAGUAACCUCAUCCAGAGUUUGAUGCCAUAGUUUCAUUUUCUCCCCAUCUGUUUUUUUUUUCUUCUUCUCUUUUUUUUUUAGCCUUGUCUCUCUUUUUUUUUUUUUUUUUUUUUUCCCCCCCUUUUUUCUUUUUUGGUCAGACAUCAGAUUCUUGGCUCCUCAAACUGUUUGUAGCCUUAUUGUGUGGUCUAUUGAAACCUGGAUUAUUUGCUAAUUCAAUUCAACAGUGGUGCUUACAAACUGCCAAACUACAAACUCGCAAUGAACAAUAAUUUCAGAGCCAAGAAUGUGUUGUCUCUGUGUGUUUGUGUGUGUGUGUGGGGGGGGGUGCUUCUGUCAGAUGUGCUACUUGUGUAUGUGCUCUGACCGUUAGACGUCUCCUGUCUGACUAGCUGAGUUCUCUACAUUUUUAAAGGCACCCCCCCCUCCUCUCUUCUCCCUCCCUCCAUUCUUGAACAGGUUUCAUUCCUUUUGGAAUGAGGUGCAGCUACAGAUUUUACAUGUCUUGUGCUUGCUUCAGACAUAUUAAAGCCCCAUAUGAGUAUUUAAAUAUGUAUAAUUUUCCUUUUUUUUUUUUUUUUUUUUUUUUUUCCCCGCAUGCCAAAUUUUUAAUAUCUGCCUCGCCGUGAGUUGUGAGCCAGAACAAAAAGAAAAAAGAGAAAUCUUAGUCACUUGGGCAAGAAUCACCGCUGAGGGGUGAGGGGGGUAGUAAAGCUGCCUUUUCUCCUGCUGUUGACGUCAUGGCUUCAGUCUUCUCACCGACCCUGCACCCGUUGCUGUACGACUCGUUUUCUUACAGAAAGGAAUAUGAUCCAGAGGUUUGAGAACCAGUCUCUCUCCUGUCUUCUGUAACACAGCUGUGCAGUAGCCAACCCAGGAAAAAAAAAUCUUACAAAAUCUGUUUUGUUUUGUUUUUUGUUUGUUUGUUUACAUUAUCACUAAAAACCUGCCAAAAUGAAGCUUGAUUUUAUUUUUUUUGUUUGUUUCAUCCAAAGGCAGUAGGGAGGUAUUCUUUGCCUUACUUGAAGUUACUUUCAGCUCUUGCUUUUUUUACCAUUCUGCCCAAGCACUGACUUACACAGUACUUAUUUAAAGCUACUAUAACAGAGCAACAUAUUGUGCUAGACUUUUGCACGGUUACAGGUUUUUGCAGGGUUUCAGUCAGCAGUCCACAGUAUUUUUUUUUUUUUCUUUUCUUUUCCCCCCAGUACACAUACACACUUCAUUAGUCCUGCCCCCCCCCCUCAGUAAAAGCCAUGUGAAAUAUAUGUAGGACAAAUGAUGUGGAUGAAGUGUCUUGGUAUAAUCUGUGCAUCCCCUAUAGAACCAUGUAGUAGCUUUUGACUGAACAUGGAGGUAUAUAUAUAUAUAUAUAUAUAUAUAUAUAUAUAUAUAUAUAUAUAUAUAUAUAUAUAUAUAUAUAUAUAUAUAUAUAUAUAUAUAUAUAUAUAAUUUAUUUAUGACAGUAUUCAUAAGACCCUCUGCAGGUAUUCUGAUUUGUGAAUAUAUGCUGUUUUAAAUAGGAUGAAUCUGUUCAAGGGCAUCACAAAGCUAGCGUCAGGUCACAGUCCAUCCUUAGGACAUCGGUAAAAAAAACUCUACAAACUCGAGACAUUCAGACAACUUUAGCUUCAGUACUGUAAAACAUCCAAUACGAACACCUCCUGAAACCAUCUGCGUCCUUUAUGUGGCACGGGUUUAAGGAAAAAAAAACAAAACAAAAAAAAAACCUUGUGUGGAGCUCACAGGCAGCAUCGAAAAAAUUGUUUCAGCUUUAAUGAUUUAAAAAUAUAUAUUAAGGUGCCAGUGUGUAAGUUUCAUGUCAUUAGUUUUAGCUGAUUUGUGCAAUAUGCUAUGAUGCCUGUGGUUACCACAAAGUGCCUCGUUUACUUAAAUAAAAAGAAAAAAAAAGUGCUUGUUUUAGACCCAGUUUUAGAACAUGGUGUCAUGCAUGUAGACUGACAGGAUGGUACUGUGCACUAACUCACCUGGGCUUUUACACACUGCAGAGGACCCCCCCCUCCCCCCACAGGGCUCUGGCCCCUGCCACAUCCUCAUUUUUUCCCCCACACUCUCCACUUCUCUUCCGGGUUCAGUUCCACUUAGGCGCAAUGUAAACUCUGGUAUAAUUUCAGCUGUUUGAAGAAACAGAGCCUUAUUCCAUUUCAGCCUGUUCAGAUAAUUUUGUGAUGUGCAACAGUUGCUCUGUGUGUAAUGCUAUGCACUGAGAAUACACAACCAACAAUGUAUGAAAUAUUGUAUAGGUUAUGUACAGGUUAUGAUGCUCAUACAAAUCACCUUGUUUGUUUGUAAUUGUAUGUGUAAACCCCCUUUAUCUUAGUGUUAUAAACCCCACAUAAAUCCAAUAAAGUCUCAUUUCUUGUCA
Hemibagrus wyckioides is the source of this 6018-nucleotide messenger RNA. RefSeq names its product phosphatase and tensin homolog B (gene ptenb). Lineage: Eukaryota; Metazoa; Chordata; Actinopteri; Siluriformes; Bagridae. Gene Ontology annotation, cellular component: nucleus; cell projection; plasma membrane. Gene Ontology annotation, molecular function: protein tyrosine phosphatase activity; phosphatidylinositol-3,4-bisphosphate 3-phosphatase activity; inositol-1,3,4,5-tetrakisphosphate 3-phosphatase activity. The transcript is spliced from 9 exons. The record is from RefSeq and is a predicted model, not a curated record. The coding region runs from base 1187 to 2395 and encodes 402 amino acids. Gene Ontology annotation, biological process: negative regulation of cell population proliferation; phosphatidylinositol 3-kinase/protein kinase B signal transduction; protein dephosphorylation.